AUGGCGGGAGCUACGAUGAAAGCUGUUUACUAUACCGCUCCUCGUGAAUUUGACAUUCGCGACGUCACUGUGCCGCAGAUUGGCGACAGCGAAGUAUUAAUCAAAGUGUCUAGCUGUGGAAUCUGCGGAACAGACAGCCAUAUUCAUGGCGGCGAAUUCAUCGCCAAGUUUCCGCUCAUUCCUGGGCAUGAAGUUGUGGGCCGAAUCGCCAGGGUAGGAAAGAAUGUGGUGGGCUUUUCUCCAGAGGACCGCGUUGUCGCAGAUCCCAGUAUAGUUUGUGGCUCCUGCUUCUAUUGUCGUCGGGGAAAGCCGCUCCUGUGCGAAAACUAUCUAGGUCGAGGUGUGAGUGUGCCGGGAGGCUUCGCAGAAUAUGUGGCCUUCGAUGCAAGCAAGGUAUACAAGAUUUACAAUCUCUCCGACGAAGAGGCAAUUCUCGUUGAGCCAACCGCUUGCGCUAUCCACGGGAUGGACAAGUUGAAUGCUCCUGUUGGGGUGGAAGUCCUUAUUAUCGGUGCUGGCCCCACAGGUCUGGUCCUCGCGCAGUUGUUAAAGCUUAACGGCGCUUCAAAGGUGGUGAUUGCUGCUAACAAAGGGAUCAAGACCGAUAUUGCAAAGAGCCUGGAUGCUGGGGAUGUGUAUAUCGAGCUUGACAGGGACAACGCGGAUGCUCAGUGGGCUAAAAUCAAGCAGGAUUAUCCUUACGGAUUCGAUGUUGUGGUCGAAGCAACUGGCGCAGAAAAGAUCGCAAACGAUUCGAUCAAUUACGUGCGCCGAGGCGGUACUCUUCUGAUCUACGGCGUCUACAGCGAUGAAGCGCUUGUGCACUGGCCGCCGUCGAAGAUUUUUGGCGAUGAGAUAAAUAUUAUAGGCUCCUUCGCUCAAAUGUACUGCUUCCCACGAGCAGUCGAGUAUCUGGACAGCGGAAAGAUCAAAGUGAAAGGAAUGGUCACCGACACAUUUACCAUCUCAGAAUAUCAGGCAGCGUUGGAUAAGAUGAGCAGUCGCGGGGCCUUGAAAAUUGCUGUCAAGCCGAACUGAACGGAAUAUAACGACAGAAAGAUACAUCGAUGGAUUUUUUUUUCAGGAAUAAAAAUAAGUCGUUCACUGAGAGUCGACACACUGUCGACACGCC
Messenger RNA from Heterobasidion irregulare TC 32-1, 1132 nucleotides. RefSeq lists its product as uncharacterized. The transcript has 10 exons. Gene Ontology annotation, molecular function: zinc ion binding; oxidoreductase activity. NCBI's taxonomy places the organism in Eukaryota, Fungi, Basidiomycota, Agaricomycetes, Russulales, Bondarzewiaceae. Bases 1 to 1038 code for a protein of 345 amino acids. The record is from RefSeq and is a predicted model, not a curated record.